Messenger RNA from Astyanax mexicanus (Mexican tetra), 4886 nucleotides. It is a transcript of the gene taf4l, whose product is annotated as transcription initiation factor TFIID subunit 4. The transcript has 15 exons. Gene Ontology annotation, molecular function: protein heterodimerization activity; DNA binding; RNA polymerase II general transcription initiation factor activity. Gene Ontology annotation, biological process: DNA-templated transcription; transcription initiation at RNA polymerase II promoter. Bases 17 to 3103 code for a protein of 1028 amino acids. Gene Ontology annotation, cellular component: transcription factor TFIID complex. Lineage: Eukaryota; Metazoa; Chordata; Actinopteri; Characiformes; Acestrorhamphidae. The record is from RefSeq and is a predicted model, not a curated record.
GUCCGAAUAUCCGAAGAUGGCGGGCGUCCCCGAUCCGCUGGAAGACAUGCUUUACUCAGACGUAGAUGAGAAAGCCGUCAGCGACCUCGUAGGCUCCUUAGAAUCGCAGCUCGGUGCACCGGACGGGUCCGCAGCUCCGCAGGGCGACGGGAGACGCUCCGGGCCGCCGCAAGCACAAAAUCUCAACUUGGGACAGUCGCAGCCCGCUACGGCGGACCGGCGGCGCUUGGGACUCCAGAGAGCCGAGCCGAAGCUGGAGGUCGGCGGGGCUCGGGAAAACGGCUCCGAGGGGAUCCCGGCCUCCGUUAACCCGGCGCAGAGCACCGUGCUGGUGGGCGCUUCUCCGGCCGCGGGUCGCUUGCAGUCCCACGGGAAGGCAAAGCCUGCAGCGGGACUUCUAACUUCAGCGAACUGUUCAAGUGACGCAGCAGUUGUAGUACCAUCAGCAUCAUCAUCAACAACAUCAUCAUCUUCACCUACAGAUAAUACUCUCCCUCACACAAAUCACAUCUCAGCGUCUACCAUACGGACUGCUGUUCCCUCCAGAGUCCUGCCUAGUGAGAGUGGAAGCAGUGGGACAGUGACUGUUAACUCCCCUGCUGCUGCUGUUUCUGCUGCUCCCACUGCUGGAGGAGCUGGAGGAGUUCUGAGUACUGGUGUUGCUGGUGUUGUUGCUGUUCCUGGCUCUGGUUUGGGCAGCGAGAACGGCAACAUGUCUGCACCAAAUGGCACAAACGGUCCUUUGGUUUCUGUUCAGCCUGAUCAUGUGUUGUCACAACCUACAGACCAGUCAGUUAGCCAGGCAGCCCCUGCUGUAGUACUGCAUAGACCUCCACUUGUUGUGCCCAAUGGAAGUGACCCUAAAGUUGCAGUUCAGGGUGCAUUGCCUGUACAGGGGGUUGGAAUUGGUGCUGCUGCUGCUGUCUCAGCUCCAGCUCCAGCUGUGGUGUUUUCAAACGCGAAUGCAACUUUAGUGAAGGCCAGCCCACAAUCCCAGAUUAGAACUGUUGUCCCCAGUCAGCUGGCCGGUAGCCCUGUAGGUCUGAAUCCCUCUCCACCAGCACCUGCUGUCAGCAUGCAGGCUGGCACAGUGGGUGUGGGUGUGGGCCCCCAGCUUCCAGUGGCAAGCACUCCCUCAGUUCUGGUGAAGCCGGAAGGCGGCCUUGUGGGUCAGCCCACAGGCAUGAUAAGGCCUGCCACUGCUGCUCCAAUGGUGGCCACUGCAGCAGUGCCUCAGAGGCCCGGGGUCCCUGUGGCUCCAAGGGCCGUGGCGCCCCAGCUCACUGUCAGACCCCAACAGCAGACCACUAUCCAGUUGCCUCCAGGAUUCACCAUUCCACAGGGGAUGGUUCUGGUUCGGACUGAAGCUGGCCAGCUGGUGCUGGUUCCUCAGCAGGUUUUGGCUCAGGCCAAAGCUCAGAAUCAGAAUAAACCUGCGCUCUCUCCCAGGCCAGCGACACCAACCACAGCAGCCACUUUUAGGGUCACUACUCCUGUGGUCCAGUCACCUGUGACCUCUCCUGCCAUCCGCCCCAUUCCUCCAGCCCAGGCGAAGGUGGUACAGGCAGCAGGGCCCACCAGUCCUGCUAUACAGAAGAGUCCAGUGGUGACGGUCAGUUCUGCUCAGAAACCUGCCGGCCCCACGGUCAUUACAGCUGGAGCUCGUGUGCAGACCCCUCCUCAGCCUCUCAUUAAACCUGUGGUUCCGUCAUCCCCUGCUCCAGCAGCAGGAACCACUGGCCUCUCUCCGGAAAUGCAAGAGAAUGUGAAGAAGUGCAAGAACUUCCUGGCGACGCUGAUCAAACUGGCAUCCCAUAAUUCCCCAUCUCCAGAAACGUCUCGAAACGUGAAGGCACUUGUACAGGACCUGCUGGAUGCCAAAAUCGAGCCAGAGGAAUUUACAAAUCGCCUGCAGACAGAGUUGAAGUCGUCUCCUCAGCCCUACCUCAUUCCUUUCCUGAAGAAAAGCCUUCCUGCUCUGAGGAUGACCCUGCUGAACUCACAGCAGUCUCUGACCCAGCUGUCUCAGCCCACGCCCUCCACUCCAGUCACUGUGGGCACCAUUAAAGCCCCACCUCCUCCUCCUCGCUCUAUCGUCACCCCAGUACCCCCCGUGUGCCCCGUCGUCACGCAAGGCCAGACUGCUAUUAAGAGGGCAGGGGUACAGGCUACUCCAGCUAGGAUGCCAGUCGUCGUCACCCAGUCAAUACGGCCUCAAGGUCCAAUGGUCAGAGGACCAGCGGUACAAGUGAGAGGUCCUGUCGGCAUCGCUAUGCAGGCGUCAGCCAAUCAGAAACAGAAGCUGAAUGAUCCGGGAGGUGGAACAUUCAAGGAUGAUGAUGACAUCAACGAUGUGGCAUCGAUGGCAGGUGUCAACCUGAAUGAGGAGAACGCUCGUAUUUUAGCCACAGGCUCCGAGCUGGUGGGCACACAGAUCCGUUCCUGCAAAGACGAGACCUUUCUUCAGGCCAACUUGCUGCACAAGCGCAUGCUUGAGAUCGCACGGACGUUUGGGGUGAACGAGAUCGGGGGAGACGUGGUGAGCCUGGUGUCCCAUGCUGCCGAGGUGCGGCUCCGCAGCAUGCUGGAGAACGUAACGGCUCUGGCACAACACCGCGCGGACUCCUGCAAGGAUGAAGAGACUUUGGAGCAGACGUCGGAUGUGAGGACGCAGCUGAAGUUUUUCGAGCAGUUGGAGAGGCUGGAGAAACAGCGCAAAGACGACGAGGAGAGAGAGAUCCUGCUCAAAGUCGCCAAAAGUCGUUCCAGACAAGAAGACCCUGAGCAGGCUCGGUUAAAGCAGAAAGCUAAAGAGAUGCAGCAGCAGGAGCUGGCCGAGAUGAGGCAGCGUGAUGCCAACCUCACAGCCCUGGCCGCGAUAGGGCCACGCAAAAAACGCAAACUGGAUGGUGGGGCCUCUGCUUCUGGAGAGGUGUCUGGAGGCUCUUUGAGCGCUGCAGCCUCUUCCUCGUCGUCCUCCUCCUCCUCUCGGCAGGUCCGGCAGCGGAUCACGCGGGUUAACCUCAGGGACUUGAUCUUCUGCCUGGAGCAGGAGCGCUCCACGGCCCGCUCGCUGCUGCUCUACAAAGCUCUGCUCAAAUAGAACUGGACCAGCACAGGUCAGCUUCAUCCAGGCCAGAGUUCCUCCCUCGCCAUCUCUCUUCUUCCUGUCCGUAGGGUCUGACCAGAGCCCUGUCGGGACCCUCAGUCACGCCCCGCUGUGGUUUGAUGGACCCGGUCCGUUUUCUCCCGGCCUGCUUCCCCUGCGUCACCUCCUGCAUUUUUCUUUGUGCCUUCAGGCAAAGCUGGGACACAAUCACUGAGAUCCUGUCUUUGCUUUCAGAGGAAUGUAUUAGAAACUAAUGCUCCCCACACGCAUAUUCAGGAAGCGAGUGAUAGAAAGCCAUGAAGGAGGAGGAGGGGGGUGUAGGUAAUAGCAGCGUGCGUUUUUCGUUAGUUUGUUCAUUUUUUUUCCUCAUUGCAGUAUGGGUAUUCGGUACAGGAGCCAACACAAUAGGAGAGUUUUUAACGUGUUCCAUUUGAAUCCGAUUUGAUUUUAUGUUGGAGGAUGACGUUUAGAUUUAUUGGUAUAAUGUAUGAUUGGACUUGAAGCUGUAUUUUAACUUAAAUGCCUCAUUUGCAAUAUGGACACUGGAAGUGUGAAUGUAUAGUUUUGUUUUGUUUUGUUUUUUUCCUUUUUUUUUAAGCAGUCUAACAAAUUAUUAAAUAUUUUAAUAACAUGACUUUCAUACCUCCAAAUGAUGGUUUGGACUGAUCUCGUUUCAGUAAGAUUAUGCAAAAUGAAGACACUCAGUGUUGCUGUUCUUCAUCCUAUGGGGUGCAGUUUUGUAAAUCAGUGACAGUAUUUUUUCCUCGCACUCCUGACGUGGAGUGUGUUUGUGUGUUAGCUGUGAAGAGUUACGGUGGAGGAAAAUGGCACGGCCCCAUCUGUAAUGAUGAGGCUGUCGUGAUUUCACCCAUAUGGAUGAUGGUGCGUACAGUCGUUUGGAUGUUCAAAUGAAAAUUAAGAGCAGCUUUUCAUCAGUGAAACAAUCAGCUAGAAAGAGAUCACAUAGCAUAGCAGACAAUUCUGAUUUUAAAAUGAAAGAUUGAAUGAGUUUAAUGAGGCCUUUUAGAACAAAUUGGACUGUUUGACUGAUUUUAUAAUCAAAUCAAAGUGGAAAUUGGAGUGUUUGUUCCAGUCAGCCCCAGCAGGACAUGACCCCAGUGAUCGUGAAGGGUUUAAGGGAGUUUGAAUUGGACUUCUGUUUUACUGACAGAAGAAGAGAAAACAAAGGAAUCAGCAGUGCACUCAAAAAUAAAGAUACUGCAAAGGGUGGUUUGAGUGAUGCCAUAGUAGAAACCAAUUUUUGUUCAUUUUUGUAAAGGACAUGUAACAUUAAUGUGAUGCUCCUUUAUAUUAGUGAAAAAUCAUUCAGUUCUCUUGACUUCUUUAAACCUUUAAAGGUUCCUCACUGUUUUUAUUUCUUUUACAAAAAUGAUAUAAACUUGCAUUACAGAACCAGAAACGGGUUCCUUUCAAAUGGCAUCACUCACACACAGAUCCCUUUGUAGCAGCUUUAUUUAGAGACACACACAGUCAUAAUCACUCUAGAUCAUCACAGCCAAAACCCACCUUCGUCCUCUCUGUGCGGCAAGGCUUGCACACGAAAGAGCUCAGACAAACCGAGUGUUGCUGAUCCAGUGGUCAGGUCUUUGAUUAUUUUUAUGUUGUAUUGUCUACAAAGACCAUAUUAUCUAUUAUAAACUCUAUAUUUUUGGUAAAUUUAACAGUUUUUAAAUGUUUGGCUGGUUUGAAAAGAAGUGUUCAUCUCUCAGAAAUUUGUACUAUUUUGUAAAAGAAUAAAGUUCCUUACCACAGCGUU